CGAUGGAAAGAGAGACAGACACAGAGAGAGAGAGAGAGAGAGAGAGAGAGAGAGAGAGAGAGAGGUGACUGUAGAGUGAUGGGACCCGGCUGAGGAACAGCAGCGAGUGAUCCUCUCCGAGCUGCUAAUGACAGGCAGACAGAUGUGAAGGAUGACUUCAUGCUCAGAGAUCUGUGGGUCAGACUACGGUGAGCAAACUCAAUCCAGUGGAAACUGCCAGCAGUAUGGAGUCCGCUCCUACCUACAUCAGUUUUACGAGGAGUGUACAGCUUCUAUCUGGGAACGUGAUGAAGAUUUUCAGAUUCAGAGAUCGCCUAGCAGGUGGAGCUCUUUACUCUGGAAGGUCUGUCUCGCGUUCGGCACCCUGAUCUUGCUUGCAGGCCUCAUUGUUGUUUUGGUGGGUUACGCUACUCCAACCAGGAUCGAAGCAUUUGGUGAAGAUGAUCUCCUUUUUGUUGAUGGCCACGCUGUCAGUUUCAACCGAGCGUUGGACGUCUGUAAGUUGACCGGGGCUGUGCUGUUCUGUGUGGGAGGAACCUCCAUGGCUGUGGGCCUCCUGCUGUCUGCCUUCGCCAAAAGCUACUCCAAAGAAGAACUGUAUCUGCAGCAGAAGUUUAAGGAGAAGUUGGCAGAUCUGCAUGCAACAGUUGCUUCUACAAAACCAUCUCGUGACAUGUCUCAUUGCAGUGGAGCCCUGCUUUGCUUUCUGUGAAUCCCCUCUGCCACCUUCAUUAUUUUAAGGUGUUCCGGCACAUCGGAGAUCUGAAGUGUGGCUUUCAUGCUGCAUUCUUUCCACAGCCUCUGCCAGUCGGCCAACUUUUCUGGCCGCGUUCCUGUUUGGCACCCGAGUGGGAUGCGUUUAGCUCAUAGCCAGCCGGGGCAGGAUUUCCCCCGAAGGGAAGAGAACACCAAAAACACCUCUGUGCUGCUGUGAAUCACCACACAAAGGUGAUGUGAACAGUGCGUUCCUGCUGAGACGCUAAAUAUCAACACUAAACUUGGCUGCUGUCAAAAUGCUAAUAGGUGCAGACUGAAUUUGUUUUUGAUGUUUAACUGAGAGCUUCCAUUUGUUUUUGGGCAAAUAGUGUUUUAGAUUUGAUUUUCUUUGACAGAAACAUCCUCCUGUAUCUUGGCUGUAGUGAAUUCAGCACCUUGGACAGAGUCAGACCGCAUCACAUACACUGCCCUGCUCUGAAACCAAACAAACGAGCAAAAUAUUGCAUCUUGCUACUGUGACAGCAUUUGGAAGAGAUUUUAUAGGUCAAACAGUGAAGAGCGCAUGAGGACGUGAAAUCCUCUCAAAGGCAUUCAAACAGCCUGACGCUGUGCCUGCUCUUGUUUUCUGAGCCGUCUGUCUGUUAAUUUAAUUUUUGGUCAAUGUCACCCAAGGGGACCAAUAACGCAACAUGUUCUUCUGAACCCGCGAAACGACGUGAACCACAAUCUGAUACAGAGGAUUUUGAGGGUGACAUUACGGUACACAAAUGCUACACACACUCGCUCGCUCCUCAAUCCUCUCUUUUGAUGCAAAAUGCCAGCUCCCCUGGACCACAGACGCUAAUUCUCCACACUCCUCUGGGCUGCUGCUAUCAACUCUUCCUCCAGAGCUGUAAACAUCCAUCAGGAGUCAGGCGCUGACGUAAUGUGCCUCAAAAUCUACAGUCAUUUCAAUGCAAAAUUUAAAAAAUUUUUAAAAAAAAUGUUUUUCAUUUCUUAACAUAUUCAUAGAAAAACAGCUGCAGGGAACCAAAAGCAACAAAACCUCUCAUUGUUGAGACGAAUCCCAGCUGCUACUGAGCACAAAAAGUAAAGACAAAGUUCCUGCAGGACAUUAAAAUACACGAAUCACGAGCCCAGAAGAUGAUGUAAUGUGUUUCUUGUAAUAAUGGUUAAUGUCAUCAUGCCAGACCUACUUUCAAGAGUUCCUGCUUUAUAUCCUGUAGAGCAACAGCGCCACUGUGUGGAUGUUUGAGAAUGUAGCAGGUUACAUAAGAUUUUAAAGACAAUGCAUUACAUCAUACGCCUGUACACUGAAUCUUAUAAUAGUGACAAUAUAUGAGCUGGGUUUGUGAGUUAUUUAUGCUUUAAGACAAUCCAAACAUACCGACAUGAAAAGGUUGGGUGUUAAUUACUUUAUGAUACUGUGACAGUGUCUUGAAAUGUGUCUAUAUUUUGCACAAGCACAUGCAGUCAAUUUAUGAUUAUAUUUAUAGCGCAUAAAGACAAAUACUGAAUAAAGAAACUGCUGGUGAUAAAGGGAGAAGCACAAGAGUUAUCUGUGAUAAUCUAUGAUAGUUUUGAGACGGCAUGACAGAAAAGAUAAACUAAGAUUUUCUUAAAUUGGUUUUACGUAACCCAUAAACAGAAAGCAAGCAUAAACAACUCAGCUAAUUUAAGAUGGUUGGUUAAAUUUAUAUUAAAAAACAAUCCUGUGAGCUUAAAGCUUCAGCCAACAUAGAUCUUAUUUCUCCAUUUAAAAGCACUUUGGCUCAAUGUUCAUUGUUGUAAAUGCCAUAAAGAAACAACGGCGCCUUAACGUGACUGAUUAAAUCAGAUAUCUGCUUUGUUUAUCUCCAGAAUAUUCAACUAAUCUCUUGAAUUAAUGAACCAACACACCUGCUGAGCUCCAAAGCCUCACUCACUCUGUAAUCCCUCGGCUGCUUUGAAAUUAGCAGGUAUAGAUACUCUAUAUUUAAUUAUUUUUAAGCUGGUCUACUGGUGUUUACCAUUUUCAGCUGUGUCGAGAGUUAGGCUCUGUCCACUCCUCCUCUUCCUCAUUGACAGCAGUCUGGCCUGAGAGAUCUCUCUGACGAUGGAGGACAGAUGCUCCUUACUGGUGCCAUUGUGGUUUGGAGGAGAAGCUUUGGAUUCUCCAUCUCCGCUGUCACUGCACCCAACCAAAGACUUAUUCUGGGGGAAGUGGAAGUCAAAUUUAGUCGAUGAGAACAACAAUAAAGGUUAAUGUCCUACAGAAAAACAUUAGGGACAUCUCUGUAUUAUGUUAAAGUCAGUUGUUGCUCAUUUUUGCUGCAAAUGUUUAUCUAAAACUCCUGGUUUGGAAUUUUGACAUAAAUUCACGGAGAUUUACUCAGAAAGGAGGAGGAGCAAAACAGGCGCUGGAGACAAGUACAGUCUAAAGAAAACAAUGUGUUUUUUUCAACAUUAAAGUAAAAACAAUCAAGCAGACCACAAAAUGUGCAUCAUAUGGGCUCUGCACGAUCAAGACUGUGCAAUUUUGGAGAGCUUAGACACAUAAGUCCACAUAAUACAACUCUAGCUCAGCCUUAAAAUUCAUUAUUUGUUUUGCAUGACAGAUUACAGCAAUAAAAUUUUGCAGAAAACCAAAGCCCUACUCUAACUCCUUUGCACGUGUAGAGCAACAGCUUUCUGAGCAACUUGAGUUUGCAAUCAUCUGUAGAAAUAUCAGCCUAAUAAAUAAUGUAAAAGCUGCAUGAAAUUCUUACAUUCACACUUUGCUUGGAGAAUCUGUAGAUGGGUGGUAGAGAGUAAGCUUUCAUUCUGUAAAAGAAAACAGACAAAAAAAAAUCAUUUUAAUUCCAUAAAUAUUUGAUGUUAGAGCACUGAUUCAUGAACACGAAGCCAAAAAGCACUUCAGUAAUUUAACUGGAAGUAGUUAUAAAGCAGUGUACAGCGGAAUUAUAAUGUUUAAAUACUGUACAGUUUGAUUACUCAGUUCUGCUGCUAAUAUAAUAUUAAAAGAAAACAUGUCUACAUUUAA
Molecule: messenger RNA, 3739 nt
Organism: Acanthochromis polyacanthus (spiny chromis)
Lineage: Eukaryota; Metazoa; Chordata; Actinopteri; Pomacentridae
Gene: nrsn1
Product: neurensin 1
Exons: 7
Coding region: 152-712 (186 amino acids)
Biological process (GO): nervous system development
Cellular component (GO): transport vesicle; neuron projection; neuronal cell body
Source: RefSeq, a predicted model, not a curated record